Wallemia mellicola CBS 633.66 is the source of this 724-nucleotide messenger RNA. RefSeq lists its product as hypothetical. The transcript is spliced from 2 exons. The record is from RefSeq and is a predicted model, not a curated record. Bases 288 to 683 code for a protein of 131 amino acids. NCBI's taxonomy places the organism in Eukaryota, Fungi, Basidiomycota, Wallemiomycetes, Wallemiales, Wallemiaceae.
GGGAAUUCAACUGGUUUCGUACCAUCUUCAUUUACCAUACUAUUGUUGAGUGCUGCCAUGAUUGUUGUAAAGAGGGAGAGAUAACGACAAAUUCUGCUUAUUUCCUACAUAAUAGUAUAUCCUAUUGACGCUCCUACCUAAUAUGGCUUCUUAGAGAACCUACCCUGUUCUCCUGAACAGCUGAUAUGAACGGCAGUUUAAAUUAAUAACUGGUACUCGAUAACUGAUUUCAAUAGACUCAUUCUAAAUCUCUGAACGCUACCUAAUCAUCUUGUUGAUCUACCGCGAUGUCCAAGUUUGUGAGGGGCUCUCUAACAGGCGUCAUAGUUGCAGCAGCAGCGAGCUACAGUUUUAGUGAGGCCAUAGGAGCACGCACAGAUGAUAUGACAAAAGAAUUGAGAGAAAUACGACAGUACUACCGCUCACAAUCAGCACCAGAAGAGCCUCUUCAAGCUCAGAAGAAAGCCUAUAUAAAGUCCAGUGAACCAUCUCUGGCUGAGGAAUUCCAGUCCAAAUGGAACGACCAAGUGUUGAACUUUAUAAGAGCCAGACAGGGAGCAUACGACGCCGACAGCAUUAUCAACUGGGCAGUCGACAAGCUCACGGGAGCUGUAGAUGCGGUAGAGACUGUGGAGAAUGUAGGCACUACAUCUGCACCACCAGUGGAGAAGAAACUUGUAUAAUAAGACAAUAGAUGCAUAACAAAGAAAUCAAUACAAAUUCG